CGGCUAUGUGUCGGCUGACUGUCUCACCAACCUCAGUACACGGAAACUUGUUCGUUGCUCCGUGCCGCCAGUUUAGGUGCGGUUGUCCCGACAACCGGCGGCGGAACUCGCCGCCCUGCCCCCUGCGUCCCUCUCACGACCGGCCUCUAAAUACUACUCCUACAUCUCCACGGAGUUUCAGUUGAUCCCACACGCAAGCCAACGAGAUCGGCGCGUCGCGUGACUCCGCCCAACUAGUAAAGCAGCGCAGAUGGUGGGGAUCCCGGCGAUCGACCUGCGGCUCGCCGGCGAGCGGCCGGAGGAGUCGGCGCGGCUGCAGGACGCGUGCGAGCGCCUGGGCUGCUUCCGCGUGUCCGGCCACGGCGUGCCCGCGGCGCUCCAGGCGGAGAUGAAGGCCGCCGUGCGCGCGCUCUUCGACCUCCCCGACGAAGCCAAGCGCCGCAACGCCGACAUCAUCGCCGGCAGCGGCUACGUGGCGCCCAGCCCCGCCAACCCGCUCUAUGAGGCCUUCGGCCUCCUGGACGCCGCCGCCCCCGCCGACGUCGACGCCUUCUGCGCGCGCCUCGACGCGCCGCCCCGCGUCAGGGAGACCGUCAAGAGUUACGCCGAGGCGAUGCACGAGCUGAUCGUGGACGUCGCCGGCAAGGUGGCCGCGAGCCUUGGGCUGGAGGGCCACCCGUUCCAGGACUGGCCGUGCCAGUUCCGAAUGAACAGGUACAACUACACGCAGGACACCGUGGGCUCCUCGGGCGUGCAGAUCCACACGGACUCCGGCUUCCUCACCGUGCUCCAGGAGGACGACUGCGUCGGCGGCCUCGAGGUACUGGACCCCGCCACCGGCGAGUUCGUCCGCGUCGACCCCGUCCCCGGCUCGUUCCUUGUCAACGUCGGCGACGUCGGCACGGCGUGGAGCAACGGGAGGCUGCACACCGUGAAGCACCGGGUGCAGUGCGUGGCGGCCGUGCCGCGCAUCUCGAUCGCCAUGUUCCUGCUCGCGCCCAAGGACGACAGGGUGUGCGCGCCGGAGGCGUUCGUCGACGAGCAGCACCCGCGCCGGUUCAAGCCGUUCAACUACGAUGACUACAGGAAGCUCCGGCUGUCCACAGGCGAGCGUGCCGGCGAGGCGCUCGCUCGAAUGGCGGCGUGACGUAGCUAUGUGGCGGGGCCUGUUUAGGCUCGAGAGAGUAACUGUGAGCUGUUCGUUAGAGAGUUAAGCUUCAGUCGAUUGUUGACGGUUGAACCAAGUGAGGCUGUGAAUUAUCGUUGUUUUCAUCAAUCAAUCAAUAAUAUCCUGUACGAAUUGCAAAAGUGAAA
This is a messenger RNA of Hordeum vulgare subsp. vulgare (domesticated barley), 1314 nucleotides long. Its product is annotated as 2-oxoglutarate-dependent dioxygenase DAO-like. Gene Ontology annotation, molecular function: indole-3-acetaldehyde oxidase activity; dioxygenase activity. The transcript is spliced from 3 exons. Gene Ontology annotation, biological process: auxin catabolic process. The coding region runs from base 251 to 1147 and encodes 298 amino acids. NCBI's taxonomy places the organism in Eukaryota, Viridiplantae, Streptophyta, Magnoliopsida, Poales, Poaceae. The record is from RefSeq and is a predicted model, not a curated record.